CGGUGCGUUACGGCCUGCGUUGAGACAUACCGCAAAUAUCUCACGGGGUCGCCUCCCACGACAGGAGGCGAAACCGCAGUAAACGAAGAGUCGCCCCUCUCCUUUCUCCAUCUCUCUCUAAGCCGGUUUCCAUCCAUCGCCAGGGGUGGACGCGCAAGAAGGGACUAGAUUCGUCUCCCCCAGCAAUCGGCGACGAAGGGCGGAGAUGGCGAAGCCGAACGCUGACGACAUGGAGCUGCGGCGCGCCUGCGCCGCCGCCAUCGGCAGCGGGGGCAGCGCCCAGGACAUCGUGCUCGCAAUCCGGGUCGCCAAGGGCCGCGGCUUCUUGGAGAAGCUCGGCCGCGUGGCCACCCCCAGAGUUCUCGUCCUCACCACUAAACACUCACCCAAAGGUGAAAGGACAAAAGCUUUUCUUCGUGUCCUAAAAUAUUCCUCUGGAGGAGUACUUGAGCCAGCAAAACUUUACAAGCUGAAGCAUCUUACAAAAGUGGAUGUCAUUUCAAAUGAUUCUACUGGAUGUACAUUCAUUCUGGGUUUCGAUAAUCUUAGAAGCCAGAGUGUUGCCCCUCCACAGUGGACUAUGCGUAACAUCGAUGAUAGGAAUCGGUUGCUUCUUUGCAUCUUAAACAUGUGCAAGGAGAUAUUUCAACGUCUUCCUAAGCUUGUUGGGAUAGAUAUUGUGGAGCUUGCUCUCUGGGCUAAGGAAAAUACACCCUCAGUAAUUAAUCGAGUGAAUGCACAAGAUGGACCAGCUACAUCUGUUAUGGAACAAAACGACCUGAAAGUUACUGUUGAAAAAGACCUUGUUUCACAAGCUGAAGAAGAAGAUAUGGAAGCUCUUCUGGGCACAUAUGUUAUGGGCAUUGGUGAAGCAGAGGCAUUUUCUGAAAGGAUGAAAAGGGAACUUCUUGCUCUGGAAGCAGCAAAUGUCUAUGCCCUACUGGAAAGUGAACCAUUGAUUGAGGAGGUAUUGAAGGGGCUAGAAACAGCUUCUCUAUGUGUGGAUGAUAUUGAUGAGUGGUUACAAAUUUUUAAUGUCAAGCUGAGACAUAUGAGAGAGGACAUUGCAUCGAUUGAAUUACGGAACAACAGAUUGGAGAUGCAGUCCGUAUGUAGCGAGGCACUUAUUGAGGAAUUGGAUAAGCUUCUUGAACCCUUGCGUAUUCCUUCCGAGUUUGCAGCAUCUCUAACUGGAGGUUCAUUUGAUGAGGCACGUAUGCUUAAAAAUGUUGAAGCUUGCGAAUGGUUGACUGGAGCGAUUCGUGCUCUCGAAGUUCCAAAUUUGGAUCCAUGCUAUGCAGAUAUGCGAGCUAUUAGAGAUAAACGAGCUGAGUUACAAAAGUUGAAGAAUACAUUUGUUCGACGAGCAUCAGAGUUCCUUAGAAAUUACUUCUCUAGUUUGGUAGAUUUUAUGAUAAGUGAUAAGAGCUAUUUCUCUCAGCGAGGACAUUUGAAAAGGCCUGAUCAUGCAGAUCUGAGGUACAAAUGUAGAACUUACGCUCGACUUCUGCAGCACUUAAAGAAUCUCGACAAGAACUGCUUAGCCCCUUUGAGGAAGGCAUACUGUCAAUCCCUUAACUUGCUUCUUCGCCGAGAGGCUCGUGAAUUUGCAAAUGAACUUCGUGCAAGUACUAAAGCAUCAAGAAAUCCAACCGUUUGGCUUGAAGGUUCCACAGGUUCCAGCCAGACAGCAAGUAGUGCAGAUACAUCCACUGUAUCUGAAGCAUACUCCAAGAUGCUUACAAUCUUUAUUCCGCUUCUUGUGGAUGAGAGUUCCUUCUUUGCACAUUUUAUGUGCUUUGAAGUUUCUGCACUUGUUCCGGCUGGUGCUUCUAAUGGUAAGAAAAAGGGAUCUGAUGACAACAGUGCAAGUGAUGAUGAUAUAAACUUGAUGGAUUCUGAAGGAAAUGAUGUUAAACAAAGUAAUAACUCUACUGAGUUGGGGGCACUAAAUGAUGCUCUCCAUGAUUUACUUGAUGGAAUCCAGGAGGACUUCUAUGCUGUGGUUGAUUGGGCAUACAGGAUCGAUCCUCUCCGCUGCAUAUCAAUGCAUGGGAUCACAGAGCGCUAUCUUUCUGCACAGAAAGCUGAUGCAGCUGGAUUUGUACGUGAGCUGCUUAAAGACUUGCAGACUAAGAUAUCAACACAAUUCAGCAGGUUUGUAGAUGAGGCUUGCCAUCAGAUUGAAAGGAAUGAACGUAACACAAGGCAGAUAGGAGUUCUAUCUUAUAUAUCAAGGUUUGCCACCCUCGCAUCACGGAUGGAGCAGUACAUUCAAGGACAAUCUAGGGAUUUGGUUGACAAGGCAUAUACAAGAUUAGUGAGCACCAUGUUCACUACUCUGGAGAAGAUUGCACAAAGUGACCCAAAGUCUGCUGAUGUUAUACUAUUGGAGAACUAUGCAGCUUUCCAGAACAGUUUAUUUGAAUUGGCCAAUGUCAUCCCAACACUAGCAAAAUUUUAUCAUCAGGCUAGUGAAGCAUAUGAACAAUCUUGCACACGCCAUAUUAGUAUAAUCAUUGAAAAUCAAUUUGACAAGUUGUAUCAGUUUUUCCGGAGGAUUGAUGAUUUAACGUAUACAGUGCCCCAUGAGGAAAUUCCUUUUCAGCUUGGACUGUCAAAAACAGAUCUCAGGAAGGUGUUAAAAUCCAGUUUAUCUCAGGUUGACAGAUCCAUAAAUAUGAUGUAUAGAAGACUGCAAAAGACUUUAAGUUCUGAGGAAUUGCUGCCUCCUUUAUGGGACAAGUGUAAGAAAGAGUUUUUGGAGAAAUACGAAAGCUUCGUGCAGGCUGUCGCCAAGAUUUACCCAAAUGAGAGCAUGCCUCCGGUGUCAGAACUGAGGGAUCUUCUAGCUUCGAGUUAGAUGCGAACUGAGAAUGUCUGGAUUUCCGAUGAUUCUUCCAUGUAAAUCUUAUUUCUGUUUACCUUUGUUCUGCGUUUCUUGUUGAACCCAGAAGCAUAUAUUUUUGGUGAUGCUAUAUAUCUUGUUAAAACUAUUAUUCGAAUGGUCUUAAUCGAAUACUCCGUCCUUGAUAUGGUA
This is a messenger RNA of Musa acuminata AAA Group (dessert banana), 3040 nucleotides long. Its product is annotated as exocyst complex component SEC3A. The coding region runs from base 206 to 2863 and encodes 885 amino acids. The record is from RefSeq and is a predicted model, not a curated record. Lineage: Eukaryota; Viridiplantae; Streptophyta; Magnoliopsida; Zingiberales; Musaceae. Gene Ontology annotation, molecular function: phosphatidylinositol-4,5-bisphosphate binding. Gene Ontology annotation, cellular component: exocyst; plasma membrane. Gene Ontology annotation, biological process: exocytosis; Golgi to plasma membrane transport. The transcript is spliced from 25 exons.